This is a messenger RNA of Pieris macdunnoughi, 309 nucleotides long. NCBI's taxonomy places the organism in Eukaryota, Metazoa, Arthropoda, Insecta, Lepidoptera, Pieridae. The record is from the annotation of a GenBank genome assembly.
AUGAAAGUGACAGUGUGUUUUGGUGCUGUGCGAGUGUUGGUACCUUGUGGGGCUGGCGACCUUUUGGUGAGGGACCUCGUACGGGAAGCAACGCUGCGAUAUAAGAAAGCCACUGGACAGUAUUGUGAAGAGGCAAUUAAACUAGCUGAUGCUCAUGUCUUCGCUAGGAUGACUGAUGAUGAUGAGUUUAAAUCAGUUCAGCGGUGCGUGAAGAUAAUACUAUUGCAUUUAUUACAUACGAUAGUUAAGGAUUAUGAGAAACCUCUGUACAAAACUGAGCCCCAAUCUCUUGCUGCAGUCAAACUUUAA